AUGUUUACUAGAACACUAAAGACAUCAGUCAUAUCAUUGGGAUAUAGAUCCUUCUCCAACAUCAAGUCCUCUGGAGGUCGUCUAGACGGAAAGGUUGCCAUCAUCACAGGAGGUGCCGAUGGAGUUGGAAAGGAAUCCUCUUUACUCUUUGCCAAGGAGGGUGCCAAAGUACUGGUCGUUGAUCUUGAUGCCAACAAGGGAAACAGCGUCGUCUCCCAAAUCAAAUCCAACGGAGGAAACGCCUAUUUCUUCCAAGCUGACAUUAGCCAAGCUGCUCAGGUAAAGGAAAUGAUCGAGGUUGCCGAAAAGAACUAUGGAAAGCUCGAUAUCCUGUUCAACAAUGCUGGUAUUAUGAUAUCGGAGGAUGAUGACUCUAUCAACACCACCGAGGAGGUCUGGGAUAAGACCAUGAAUGUUAACCUCAAGGGUGUUUUCCUUGGAUGCAAAUAUGGAAUCCCUGCUCUAUUGCGUAAUGGAAAGGGCAGUAUCAUCAACACUGCAAGCUUUGUUGCUCUCAUGGGUGCUGCCACUCCACAAAUUGCAUACACUGCAAGCAAGGGAGGUGUACUGGCCAUGACAAGAGAGUUGGCAGUCAUUCAUGCCAAGCAGGGCAUUCGUGUGAACGCCCUCUGUCCAGGACCAUUAAGAACGGAGCUGUUGGACAAAUUCUUGAGCACUGACGAGAAGAGGAAUAGACGUUUGGUUCACUUACCAAUGGGAAGAUUUGGCUAUGCCAAUGAAGUUGCCAAUGGUGCUCUCUUUUUGGCUAGUGAUGAGUCAUCCUAUGUCACGGCAUCAACAUUUUUGGUUGAUGGUGGUCUCACUGCUUCAUACGUCACCGCCAUUUAA
This is a messenger RNA of Acytostelium subglobosum LB1, 849 nucleotides long. RefSeq lists its product as hypothetical. The transcript has 5 exons. The coding region runs from base 1 to 849 and encodes 282 amino acids. The record is from RefSeq and is a predicted model, not a curated record. NCBI's taxonomy places the organism in Eukaryota, Evosea, Eumycetozoa, Acytosteliales, Acytosteliaceae.